Molecule: messenger RNA, 1179 nt
Organism: Candidozyma auris
Lineage: Eukaryota; Fungi; Ascomycota; Pichiomycetes; Serinales; Metschnikowiaceae
Exons: 1
Coding region: 1-1179 (392 amino acids)
Source: RefSeq, a predicted model, not a curated record
AUGAAGAUCACAGAUCGUAUCACCUACCCAUCACCUAGGCUUGCCUUCAGUGCAAUAAAGGUUCCGUGGACUGUCACCAAGACUGUGGGAGAGUAUUACACUACGGGCACCAUCUACACGAAGACAGAUCCCGAGUUCGAGAACUCUGUUGUCAAGAACGUCACUGUGGCCGUGUUGGCCAGUCUAGCCGUGGCUGCCUCGGUCUCAGACGCUAAGCUCAUGCCUUACCCAAUGUACUCGAUGUUCAAGAGUCAGAAGGGAAAGGGCGCUGCAAAAGAUAUGCCAGGGUUUGGGGAGACUGUCGAUGGAGACAAGGAAUUUUUGUGGGUGGUGAAGCCUUCGAAGGCGAAAUACGCCAUCUUGUACCUCCACGGCGGCGGCUACAGCUUUCCCUUGGCCCCUGCGCAGCUUAUAGGCAUGAUGGGUGUGUGGUGGGCACUUUCGCCAGAUAAAAGAGAAAACCUUGCAAUCGCCGUCCUUGACUACCACCUCACAACGUAUCGCCACUACUACCCAACCCAGAUCUUUGAGACCAUCGAAGCGUACAGAAAACUUACCGCUCAAGGGUAUGAGGUGAUUCUCUUGGGAGACUCUUGCGGCACCAAUUUGGCGCUUGCGGCAGCACGGUUUGCAGCUUACCCCGAGGAAGCAAAGAAUCAUUUUUCCGAGUACACGCAGUUCAAUUGGGACUUUCUGCCUCUCCAGCCAGUGAAGUACCUUAUCUUACUUGCUCCAUGGAUCCUGCCCACUUGCGCAGCGAAACCUUACCCUGGAGUCAACCACAAGGGAGAAUUUGUCGCCUUGUCCAUCAAUGAAAAGGGCUGGGAUUACAUCAAGAACCUGGACAGAGCAAAGGUGACACCGUUUGUGGAAUUCAACAGCACAAACUACAAGGACCAUUGGGCAGAGGUGCCUGCGUUCAACGGAAAAGGAUCGGUUCUCUACAUUUACGGAGAAAGAGAGUAUUUCAGAGAAAGUCAGGAAAGCUUUGCGAAAGAAGUUGGCCACAACAACUUCACGUCCCUUAUGCAACCGGGAGGUAUUCAUGACUGCUUGUUUGUGGCAGAGGUGCUUGACUUGAAGUCCUCAAAGGGCCAGCGGCGAAUGAUUGCAGGAGAGCACCGGAAGAAGUACAACUUUGGUGCCAUAGCUGAUUAUUUAGAAGACAUUUUGCCGUGA